AUGGCUCUGAGGACCCCCAUCAGGGCUCCCCUGCUCCUCAUGGGGCUGCUGACAGCAGGCCUGGCCCAGUUGCCGCUCCCUGCCUCAGCCCCGCGAGGCUUCUGGGCUCUGCCUGAAAACUUGACGGUGGUAGAGGGGGCCACUGCUGAGCUGCAGUGUGGGGUCAGCGCCCCUGGCAGUGUGGUGCAAUGGGCCAAGGAUGGGCUACUCCUGGGCCCGGAUCCUAGGAUCUCCAGCUUCCCGAGGUACCGCCUAGAAGGGGACCCUACUAGAGGUGAAUUCCACCUGCAUAUUGAAGCGUGUGACCUGAGUGACGAUGCAGAGUAUGAGUGCCAGGUCGGCCGCUCAGAGACAGGCCCUGAGCUUGUGUCUCCCAGAGUGAUCCUCUCCAUCCUGGUGCCCCCCAAGGUGCUUCAGCUGACCCCCGAGGCAGGGAGUACAGUCACGUGGGUAGCUGGGCAAGAGUACAUGGUCAGCUGUGUAUCUGGGGAUGCAAAGCCAGCACCUGACAUCACCUUCUUCCAGAGUGGACAAACAAUUUCUGACGUCUCUGCUAAUGUGAAUGCGGGGUCCCAGGAGAAACUCUUCACCACAGAGGCCACAGCCAGGGUGACACCCCAGAGCUCAGAUAAUGGGCAGCUCCUGGUCUGUGAGGGGUCCAGCCCAGCACUGGACACUCCCAUCCGGGUCUCAGUCACCAUGAAUGUUCUGUUCCCCCCAGGACCCCCUGUCAUAGAGUGGCCAGGCCUGGAUGAGGGGCACGUGCGGGCAGGACAGAGCUUGGAGCUGCUGUGUGUGGCCCGAGGGGGGAAUCCGCCAGCCACACUGCAGUGGCUGAAGAAUGGCCAGUCCAUAUCCACAGCGUGGGGCACAGAGCAUGGUGAAGCAGUGGCCCGAAGCAUGCUAGUGAUGAUUGUGCGACCGGAAGACCAUGGGGCGAGGCUCAGCUGUGAGGCUCACAACAGUGUAUCUACAGGGAUCCAGGAACGCGGGGUCACGCUGCAGGUCACCUUCCCCCCCAGUGCCAUCACCAUCUUGGGAUCUGCAUCCCAGUCUGAGAACAAGAACGUUACGCUCUCCUGCAUCACCAAGUCCAGUCGCCCACGGGUCCUGUUACGAUGGUGGCUGGGUUGGCGGCAGCUGGCGCCUACAGAAGAGAUGGUCAUGGAUGGCCCGCAUGGUGGCCACGUCUCCAUGUCCAACCUGACGUUCCUGGUCCGGCGAGAGGACAAUGGUCUGACUCUCACAUGUGAGGCCUUUAGUGAGGCCUUUGCCAAGGAGACUUUCAAGAAGUCACUCACCCUGAAUGUGAAAUAUCCUGCCCAGAAGCUGUGGAUAGAGGGUCCCCCAGAGGGACAACGGCUCCGGGCUGGGACUCGAGUGAGGCUCCUGUGUUUGGCCAUUGGGGGCAACCCAGACCCCUCUCUUACCUGGCUCAAGGACUCCCGGAUGGUGACCGAACCGCGGCCACCCCAGGAGCCACGGCGGGUGCAGCUGGGAAGUCUGGAGAAGUCAGGGAGCACAUUCUCCCGAGAGCUUGUACUGAUCAUGGGUCCGUCGGACAACCAGGCCAAGUUCACGUGCAAGGCGGGUCAGCUCAGCGCAUCCACGCAGCUUGUGGUGCAGUUUCCCCCAACAAACGUGACGAUCCUGGCCAACGCAACGGCUCUGCGCCCAGGGGAUGCAUUAAACUUGACUUGCAUCAGUGUUAGCAGCAACCCUCCUGUCAACUUGUCGUGGGACAAGGAGGGGGAGAGGCUGGAAAGCGUGGCCACACCACCCCGUAGUGCCCCAUUCAGAGGCUCUGCAGCAGCUAGGAGUGUCCUUCUGAGAAUGUCAUCCCGAGACCAUGGCCACCAAGUGACCUGCCGAGCCCACAGCCCUGAGCUCCGGGAAACCAUGAGCGCCUUCCACCGCCUCAAUGUGCUGUACCCUCCAGAGUUCCUAGGGGAGCAGGUGCUUGUGGUGACCGCCGUGGAGCAGGGCGAGGCACUGCUGCCGGUGUCUGUAUCUGCCAACCCUGCCCCGGAGGCCUUCAACUGGACCUUCCGCGGCUACCGCCUCAGCCCAGCUGGUGGCCCUCGGCAUCGCAUCCUGUCUGGUGGAGCCCUGCAGCUAUGGAAUGUGACCCGAGCUGACGAUGGCCUCUAUCAGCUGCAUUGCCAGAACUCGGAGGGCACUGCUGAAACUCUAGUGCGGCUGGAUGUACACUAUGCUCCCACUAUCCGAGCUCUCCAGGACCCAACUGAGGUGAAUAUUGGGGGUUCUGUGGACAUAGUCUGCACUGUUGAUGCCAAUCCCAUCCUUCCAGGGAUGUUCAACUGGGAGAGGCUGGGAGAAGAGGAGGAGGACCAGAGCCUGGAUGAGAUGGAGAAGAUGUCAAAGGGAGCCACAGGGCGUCUUCGAAUUCACCAUGCCAAACUGGCCCAGGCUGGUGCUUACCAGUGCAUUGUGGACAAUGGAGUGGCACCUCCAGCCCGAGGACUGGUCCGACUUGUUGUCAGAUUUGCCCCCCAGGUGGAGCACCCCACUCCCCUAACUAAGGUGGCUGCAGCUGGAGAUAGCACCAGUUCUGCCACCCUCCACUGUCGUGCCCGAGGCGUCCCCAACAUCGUCUUCACUUGGACCAAAAAUGGAGUCCCUCUGGAUCUCCAGGAUCCCAGGUACACAGAGCACACAUACCACCAGGGUGGGGUCCACAGCAGUCUCCUGACCAUUGCCAACGUGUCUGCAGCCCAGGAUUACGCCCUCUUCACGUGCACAGCCACCAACCCCCUUGGCUCAGAUCACACCAACAUUCAACUCGUCAGCAUCAGUCGCCCGGAUCCCCCAUCAGGAUUAAAGGUUGUGAGCACGACUCCGUAUUCGGUGGGGUUGGAAUGGAAACCUGGCUUUGAUGGGGGUUUGCCACAGAGGUUCCAAAUCAGAUAUGAGGCACUGGGGACACCAGGGUUCUUCUACGUGGAUGUCCUACCACCUGAGGCCACCACCUUCACACUGACUGGGCUGCAGCCCUCUACACGAUACAGAGUCUGGCUGCUGGCCAGCAAUGCCCUGGGGGACAGCGGACUAACUCACAAGGGGUCCCAGAUCCCUAUCACUACCCCAGGUCUAGACCAGCCUUCUGGAGAACCUGACUACCAGCCGCCCACAGAGCAGCCUGCAGAACCCACAGGGCUGCCCCUGUUGCCUGUGCUGUUUGCUGCUGGGGGUCUUUUGCUGCUUUCUAACAUCUCCUGUGUUGGGGGAUUCCUCUGGCAGCGGAGACUGAGGCGUCUUGCUGAAGGCAUCACAGAGAAGACAGAAGCAGGGUCAGAGGAGGACCGAGUCAAGAAUGAAUAUGAGGACAGCCAGUGGACCGGAGACAGAGACACUCAAAGCUCCACGGUUAGCACAACGGAUGUAGAACCAUAUUACCACUCCAUGAAGAACUUCAGCCCCCAGCUGCCACCAACACUGGAGGAGGUGUCUUAUCCCGGAGGUUUCACACAUCUUGAAGAGGAGGAUAUGGUUUUUCCUGGACACCUGUAUGAUGAGGUAGAAAGACUGUAUGCCCCACCUGGAGCCUGGGGACCCCUCUACGAUGAAGUACCAAUGAGCCCCUUUGACCCCUGCUGGCCUGAGGAGACAUAUGAGGAUACAAGAGGAAUCUAUGGUCGGGUGGCAGGAGACUUGGACCCUAUGGAACCUGAUUCUCUACCCUUUGAGCUGAGGGGACAUCUGGUGUGA
Molecule: messenger RNA, 3729 nt
Organism: Odobenus rosmarus divergens (Pacific walrus)
Lineage: Eukaryota; Metazoa; Chordata; Mammalia; Carnivora; Odobenidae
Gene: NPHS1
Product: nephrosis 1, congenital, Finnish type (nephrin)
Exons: 29
Coding region: 1-3729 (1242 amino acids)
Biological process (GO): cell-cell adhesion
Cellular component (GO): cell-cell junction
Molecular function (GO): cell adhesion molecule binding
Source: RefSeq, a predicted model, not a curated record